Penicillium vulpinum is the source of this 252-nucleotide messenger RNA. RefSeq lists its product as uncharacterized. NCBI's taxonomy places the organism in Eukaryota, Fungi, Ascomycota, Eurotiomycetes, Eurotiales, Aspergillaceae. The transcript is spliced from 3 exons. The record is from RefSeq and is a predicted model, not a curated record. Bases 1 to 252 code for a protein of 83 amino acids.
AUGUCGCAUGAGGAAGGUUGGGCUGCUAAUGGCCAUCGUUCGUCAGAAUCCUGCAUUGCGUCACUGGCGCUGGACUUGGUGGCCCGUAAAGUGGCUGGGCGUCAGGCCACGAGGCUGGGCACACGGAUGGAUGUUCCCGGGCUGAGCUGGGAGGUACCUUACAUGGGGCUAAUGCCGGAAAUGAUUGAUGGGUCUGAGACACUGGAUUGGAAUUUCGCCCUUGAGGUGCCUCACUUAGACCCGGGAAAAUGA